Messenger RNA from Cucurbitaria berberidis CBS 394.84, 2446 nucleotides. RefSeq names its product methylcrotonoyl-CoA carboxylase subunit alpha mitochondrial precursor. Lineage: Eukaryota; Fungi; Ascomycota; Dothideomycetes; Pleosporales; Cucurbitariaceae. Bases 1 to 2133 code for a protein of 710 amino acids. Gene Ontology annotation, molecular function: methylcrotonoyl-CoA carboxylase activity; ATP binding; metal ion binding. The transcript has 5 exons. The record is from RefSeq and is a predicted model, not a curated record. Gene Ontology annotation, cellular component: mitochondrion.
AUGCGUGCUUUCCGACAGUCAACUCACCUCUCCCGCCAGCUUCUUGCCGUCAAUGGGGUCCGCCACAACUCCACAACCGCACCAGCUACCAAGUCACUUACCUCUGUGCUUAUAGCGAACCGUGGGGAAAUUGCACUGCGUGUCGGUCGAACAGCCUCAGAGUAUGGCAUCCGCACAACCACCCUCUACACAGACCCAGAUGCGCGGUCACAACAUGCUCUGAGUUCACCAUAUGCCGUAAACCUGGGAGACCCCUCUGCAUAUCUCGAUGGAGACCGGAUAAUACAGAUCGCGAAAGAGCAGGGCUGCCAGGGCAUACACCCGGGUUAUGGAUUUUUGAGCGAGAACCCAACAUUUGCAAGGAAAUGUACAGAUGCUGGUUUGACCUUUAUUGGACCACCAUGGCAGGCGAUUGAGUCUAUGGGGAGUAAGAGUGAGUCGAAGGAUAUCAUGACCAAUGCCGGUGUACCGUGCAUCCCAGGUUACCACGGCUCAAAUCAAGAUCCCGACCACCUGAAGACUGAGGCAGGGAAGAUUGGCUACCCAGUCCUGCUCAAGGCAGUAAAAGGUGGAGGUGGCAAGGGCAUGAGAAUUGUCAACAAUGAGGGCGAGUUCUUCGACCAGCUCGCAUCGGCCAAGUCAGAAGCUCGAAACUCGUUUGGCGAUGAAGUCAUGUUGGUAGAGAAGUAUAUCACUACUCCGCGCCAUAUCGAAGUCCAGGUCUUCGCAGACAAGCAUGGCAACUGUGUUGCGUUGGGUGAGCGUGACUGUAGCAUCCAACGACGGCAUCAGAAAAUCCUAGAAGAAUCACCAGCGCCACACUUGAAGGAAGAUAUCCGGCAAGACAUCUGGGAAAAGGCAAGACAAGCUGCUCUGGCGGUGGGCUAUGAAGGCGCUGGAACCGUGGAAUUCAUCUUCGACAACGAGAGUGGCGAGUUCUUCUUCAUGGAGAUGAACACACGCUUACAAGUCGAGCAUCCCGUCACCGAGAUGGUCACAGGCGAAGACCUAGUCCGGUGGCAGCUCAUCGUCGCAGAAGGCGGUCGCCUACCACUAACCCAGCGGGAGAUUGAGGAGCGCAUCAGCGAGCGGGGACACGCCAUUGAAGCAAGGAUAUACGCUGAGAACCCGGAUAUGAACUUCAUUCCAGACUCGGGUCUCUUAUUACACCUGCGCACCCCAACACCAUCACCGACUGUACGCAUAGAUUCUGGUUUCAUCGCGGGAGAUGAAGUCUCGUCCCAUUACGACCCCAUGAUUUCAAAACUCAUCGUCCAGGGACCCACGCGACAGGCAGCGAUCCAGAAACUCCGCGCCGCGCUCGAAGAAUACGAAGUAGCUGGGCCGAUCACAAAUAUUGAAUUCAUCAAGCGCAUGUGUGUGAGUCCUGACUUCAUCGCUGGAGACGUGGAGACGGGAUAUAUCCAAAAGCACCACGCUGAGCUGUUCACGCCUGAGCCGUCAGCGCCAGAAGUGUAUGCACAAGCCGCCUUGGGUCUAGCACUGCAAGACAUUUCAUCAUCGCGCGGUAACGUAUUUUCUGGACUUCCAGUGACUGCCGUAGGAUUCGGACUUGGAGCCGGGUUCCAGCAACGAAUGUAUGACUUGAUUGAGAUACCCGCGGACGGCAAAGGCGAGAGUAAAGCAAGCAAAGUCACAAUCCGACAAACUGCGCCCGCGCAGUUCGACGUAACCGUAAAUGAAAAGACGUAUAGCAAUGUCACAUCUACCUUCUCGCCCAGCACGAACACCCUCACCUCCUUCUACCCACACACCCGCGUAGCAACAACAUUUGUCCGUGACGGAGACCGCCUUACCUUAUUCCAGCACGGCAAGCAGUUCCGCCUGCAGCAUGCGAUGCCAGAAUGGACCAAGAAGGCGCUGGGCGUCAAAGACGUCACGAAUUCCGUACUAGCCCCGAUGCCUUGCAAGGUGUUGAGGGUGGAAGUGAAAGAAGGGGACGUGGUGAAGAAGGAUCAAGCGCUUGUAGUGAUUGAAAGCAUGAAGAUGGAGACUGUCAUUAGAAGCCCAAGCGAUGGGGUUGUCAAGCGGGUGGUGCAUGGAAAGGGGGAUUUAUGCAAGGCGGGCACCGCGCUCGUUGAGUUUGAGGAGCCGGAGGACGGCUCCUUAUAAAAGUUGUCGGGUUUGGCGUUUGGCAAAAGAACGGGCAUUACGUAUUCACUGCAGAACUAGCAUGCUCAUGACAUCCACGGUGCUUAUCUUCUCUUUAGUUUACAUCCCCUGGAAAUAUCUUUUCCGUGACGUCCCCUCGUACUUCUACUGCGAUUAGAACAUACUGCCAUUGAUUGUACCAUUAAUCUAUUUACAUAGCCCAACUGAUCAGGAUGUGCAAUGUUCCAGGUGUUACUAUAGAGGUGGGGAUGAGAACGAGUUUCAGGCGUUGUAUGACUAAUUCGUUUUAUUCGUUAAGGAGACUGCGAGUGGG